UCGUGUGGGCAUGAUGUUCUGCCCAGUCAAGAGAAGGGUGCCAGGGAGCUUGUCACUUCACGGGGCACUCAAUAGCCACGACCCGGAGUUUGUUGAAUUCGUCAGCUCCUGCCUGCGAUGGGAUCCGGAUUGUCGCAUGACGCCAGCACAGGCGCUGGGUCACAGCUGGCUCCGGACCGCGGCCACCAGCACCACCAGAAAUGCCACCACCACUGCUACUCCUGGCAGUGUACAGUGUUUAGGAGCUGCUGUGCGACGCGGGCCCCUCACACGGGGUAACCCCGGGUGGCGGACCGUCAGGUGGCAAUUGUCCGUCCCGGAGUGAGACCUCAUCC
Molecule: messenger RNA, 335 nt
Organism: Lethenteron reissneri (Far Eastern brook lamprey)
Lineage: Eukaryota; Metazoa; Chordata; Hyperoartia; Petromyzontiformes; Petromyzontidae
Product: dual specificity tyrosine-phosphorylation-regulated kinase 3-like
Source: RefSeq, a predicted model, not a curated record